Messenger RNA from Schistocerca nitens (vagrant locust), 763 nucleotides. RefSeq lists its product as uncharacterized. The record is from RefSeq and is a predicted model, not a curated record. Bases 124 to 612 code for a protein of 162 amino acids. The transcript has 5 exons. Lineage: Eukaryota; Metazoa; Arthropoda; Insecta; Orthoptera; Acrididae.
AUUCAAGUAAUGACGUGUCUUAAAAGAACCAGAGCCCGAAGAGACGCAUGCAACUCGAUAUGUUUCGUAUUUGUUUAUUUUGUAACAUAUUGAGAAUUUACUGUUGAGGUUAAGUGCAGUGUGAUGCGGAGAGAUAUUUUACUGAUUGUGCUGACACUGGUUAAUGUUGGCAGUUUUCACGAAGAAAAACCAGAUACACUGCUUUGCCGUCAGUGUGGUGCUGAUGUAGGACAUUCGAAGCACAUAUUUAAUAUUUACAGUCCCUCUGGGACUGUUCUUCGUAACCAGACGUGGUUUGGUAAAAAGUUUGUUGAUGUUCACAUUUUCGAAAAUCCAUUGGGUAUUAAGUUCCGCGUUGUGACGUUAGCUAAAGCUGAAUGUGUUGGAAUUAAUGAAUGGCAAAGAGAAUAUACUUGGUUUCCUGGUUAUGCAUGGAAAAAUUGUAUGUGCUCUCAUUAUGGUCACCAUUUAGGAUGGAUGUAUGAGCCUUUAGCAACUGCCAAUAACAGACAGUCAUUUCCUUCAAGUGAAGGUUUUUAUGCAUUGAUAGUGGACGAUAUCAUAUCAGAGAGCUUUGCAGAUUCCCUUAUUUUACCGAAGUCAUCUCGGUGAAGAUUGUGGAGUAGUUCUAGAAAACAAUACGAAAAUAUCACAAAGUUCUCCAUAUCUACAGUGUUUUUCUUCUCUGGUUUUCAACCGUGUAAAAUUAUUUGCGUAGUUGAAGAAACAGCAAGUGGAAGCAGUCAUGGAUUCAGAAAAUAAU